AUGUCGUCGCCACGUAAACGUCGUAUGGACUCUAGUGAGCAGUGCAAAACGCCAACAAAGGUUAAAAGGGUAGGUUGAAAUUGGUUUAUAUUGUUUUAGAUGGGAUUGUUACCUAAAUUUUUUUGGUUUGAGAAAAAUGGUCAAAGGUGGAAAUUUUUAUAAGCUAUAGGUGCUAUAUGACGAAGAAAAUGUUCUAAAGACUUCUGGGGUGCUACGGACAUAAAAAUGAAGAUUCCUGACACUGUUUUAUGUAUUUUAGGCUAGCACUUUAAGGUUGGGCCAAAAUUAUUUAAAAAAACUAAUUAACAAACAACUUUAAUUUCAGGAACAGUUGGAGAAGAGUCUGCAAGAAUCUAUCAGUCGCACGAAUUUGAACUUCGAUUGGGCAGAUGCUUGUGAAGAAAAUUUGAUGGAGAGGAUCGAAGCCAGCACGGAAGUCAGAACUGAAGUUGAAGAUGAUGAUUCUGGUAUGAAGACUCGGUCUCGCAAAAACCGAACUCCAAGAAGAAAUGCUGAAGCCGGGAAGCCAAAGUAAGGGUUGUUUUAUUGUGUUUUGUUGUUUUAGGUAUCAAUGAGGGAUUUUUGGUUUAAAAGUUGAAAUAUUACCUUUGUUUUGGAUAAUAUUUGGAGGAAAACAUUUUGAAAUCUUGAAGAUUGAUUUAGCAUUGCGUUUUUAAGAUAUACUUAGAAUUUCGCGGGGUUAAAACUUGAUUGAGAACCAUAUAUAGCAUAUAGCUUAACUUUUCUGCAUACCUUUAGUCUUCAAAGCUAAAACGUCGUAUUAUUGUAGGUUCGAGAAGAUCUUGGACCUUUCAGCAGCCAUGGCGUUGGUGGAAGAUGAGAGAAUGCAGAAAUUGAAGAGAGAGAAGCGCAACGUUGAAGAAGGUAGAUCUCCACGUUCAACCAGAAGACCAGCCAGAGGUAAUGAGGAUCGCAAACGUCAGCUUUCUGUCAGUUCCACAGCUACAAAUGAUCCAACUACUCCUGGGUCGUCAAGACCACGAAGGAAGAAUGCUCGACUGGACUGUACACCAAGUCGACCAACUUCGGCCGCUUCGUCGCCACGGACUCCAAGGAAUUUGUCUUCAAGGUAUGGAUCAGACAUUUUGAAAAAGUAUUUAUGCAAGCUAUCAGUAGUUUUAAAGUUUGUGUUUAAAAAGUUAUUAUAAGAUUAUAUAGGCCCUAUUAUAAUUUUAAAAUGAAAAAUUUUGAAAGAUUUUGAAAAAAAUUAAUUUUGAGUUUUAAAUUAUGUUGUUUAGGCUUCGCCUCGAUGAAACGAUGAGUCCAAAGCCGAAGGACGAUUAUGUUGAUCCAAAAUUGGGAUGGUGUGAAGAUGAGGCUGUCUUGAAGCGCAGGACCAAGGUAAUUUUAAGGUUUUUAACAUUAUUUUUACUUUUUACUAUAUUUAAAAAAAGUAAGGUUAUGAUAUUUUUUAAUUUUUAAAGGAUCUCUGUAUUAAUAUACCCUAUUUCAGGAAAUCGAAAAAGCAAAAGCCAAAGAAAUCUACAUUCGCUACUCGACCGAAGUCAACAAGACUAACCGACACGCCGGCGAUCCAAGAACCCCCAACAAGUACAUAAACUACUCGCGAAGGAACUGGGACGGCCAAGUCCGCCAAUGGAAGCGUGCUCUUUACCAAUGGGCCGGCGAGUCAUGCCCAUCUUCUGUGAAUACAUCCAGAGCAUCGUCGGUGUGCGAAUUCCGCAUGGAAGAUGAGAAUGCCAAUCUCAAGAAGCCAUACGCCAAUGUCCUGGACAAUCCCGACAACAUGGCCUCGCUACUCGGCCACUUCGACAUGAACACACGAACUCAAGCCACCCUAAUGGCUGAAGAGUCGACGUUGAAGGCGGCCAACCCAACUUCAAACGGCCCAGUCGACUUCAGCGUCCUGAAGUCAGAUGAAUAA
This is a messenger RNA of Bursaphelenchus okinawaensis, 1906 nucleotides long. The record is from the annotation of a GenBank genome assembly. Lineage: Eukaryota; Metazoa; Nematoda; Chromadorea; Rhabditida; Aphelenchoididae.